Messenger RNA from Hemibagrus wyckioides, 3237 nucleotides. It is a transcript of the gene klhl30, whose product is annotated as kelch-like family member 30. The record is from RefSeq and is a predicted model, not a curated record. NCBI's taxonomy places the organism in Eukaryota, Metazoa, Chordata, Actinopteri, Siluriformes, Bagridae. The transcript is spliced from 8 exons. Gene Ontology annotation, molecular function: protein binding. Bases 217 to 2004 code for a protein of 595 amino acids.
CAGUGGAAGGCGAGUGUGCUGUGAGUUGACAAAAGUGUUCGGUGACCCUGACUUCAGCAAGCAGCAACAAGCAUCUUGAAUCUUUUAGACUGUUUUUAAAGCAAUGUGGGAUUUCUGCCUUCAUCCAGCAAGGAGAUAAAUAAUUCACAGAAGAGUUUGUUGGGUUGCAACCCAUUGAGACCAUUGGACCAUUGGUCACUGGAUCAAAAAGUCAUCAUGGUGCGUAAUGUGGAUGACCUGGACUUUUGCCUGUCCUCUCACUCACAAAGCAUGUUGGAGGGACUACGUUCUCUCUGUUCCCAGCCCAAUCUUGUGGAUGUGACUUUAAGUGCUGGUGGAAGAGACUUCCCUUGCCACCGGGGUAUACUGGCUCUCUGUAGCCUUUACUUUCACUCUAUGUUCUCAGGUGACUUUGUGGAGAGUAUAGCUACACGGGUAGAGCUUCAUGACGUCGAUCCUGACGUGCUUGCCACCCUGCUGGACUUUGCUUACACUGGUAAACUCACCAUCAAUCAGAGAAAUGUGGAGGGCCUGAUAUGCACAUCAAGUCAGCUUCAAUUCCAGACGGUGCGAGCCGUCUGUAGUAGAUACCUGCAGCACCAGAUAGAUGCUAGUAACUGCCUUGGCAUACAAGAGUUUGGAGAAAUUCAUGGUUGUCCUGAGGUAGUGGCUAAAGCCAAAGCAUUUCUUUUGGAGAACUUUGAGGCAGUGCAACAGCAUGAGGAAUUUCUGCUGCUGGAAAAGGAUAAGCUAGUGGCCUGUCUAAAGGAUGAAGGUCUGAAGUUGCGGAAUGAUUCUGCUCGAGUCGAGGCAGCACUUGCCUGGGUCAGACAUUGCAGUGACAGCCGAAUCUGUCACCUGCCUGAACUAAUGAGAAUGGCAAGACUACCUCUUCUGCCUGAAUCCUACCUUAUGGAAAUCCUGUUGAAAGACCCUCUAGUUCACGAAUCCCCAGAAUGCAAAGAACUUCUGGAGGCUGUUUCCAGAGAGAAAAUUAAUAUAACACCAGGCGAGUCAGCGCAGAGUCCUUUCCGAAAUACGCCUCACAACCUACAGGAAGUGUUGUUUGUGAUGGGUGGCCGCUCCCUAGAUGACUCUGAUGAAGAAGAUGAGGAGGAAGAUGGUGAGAGACAGCUCAGGAGUCAUCCUAGGAACUGUGCCUUCUACAACACAAAGCUCCAUCAAUGGCAUCAGCUACCAGAUUUUCCCAACUACAAUAAGUGGGGUUAUUCUAUUGUCUCUUUAAACAAUGAUGUGUAUGUUACAGGAGGCUCAAGAGGUUCCCAGUCCAAUACCUGGUCGACCACAGAGACCUGGAAGUAUAUCACUCGUGAAGGGAGGUGGGUUACAGUAGCACCCAUGCUGAGGCCCAGGACUAACCACUCCUCUGCAGCACUAAAUGGAGAGAUUUAUGUCAUUGGAGGCACAAUGAUGGACACUGUAGAAGUAGAACACUAUGACCCAUACAUUGACAGCUGGGCUCUAACAGCUCCUGCAGUGAAAUAUGUGACCAACUUCACAGCCACUGCAUGUCUGGGGAAACUAUAUGUCAUAGGCUCCUGUGCUGUCAAAUAUAAUGCCCUGACUCUGCAGUGCUACAACCCUGUCAUAGAUGGUUGGAGUAUCGUCUGCUCUCCAUUUAUCCCAAAGUACUUAUCUUCUCCUCGUUCUGUUUCUAUGGAUGGGGUCAUCUAUCUGAUAGCAGACAACACCAAAAAAGUGUAUCUGUAUGACCCAGAUGCUAACAUGUGGCAGAAGGUGCAGUUCCUGCACAAACUCCAUGAGAAUGGAGGUCUGGUGGUUCUGCGAGAGCAGCUCUAUGUGACUGGAGGCCACUGGAAAGGAAUGGAGGGAGAUUACGGUGUGGAAGUGGAGGUGUACAACCGAGCAUCCAACUCCUGGAGGGUGGAGUGUUUCCUUCCCAGGCUAUGGUACUACAGUGGCUGCUGUUCGAUCUUCCUAGACACGUCCCAGUGGCCUGAGCUCUUUCCUGAAGAGACAUAGUGGGAUGCAGAGAUAUGAAGCCUUUCAGUUAUACUGUAAGCUCAACCAGAAUAAGCUUAGCUCAGCUAUACUGACUAGGACUAGAAUUCUCUUUCAGAUAUCAGAAAUGGAUAUUUUUAUUUUUUAUUUUUAAGAUACAGAAAAUGUCUUGCAGUAGAAAAAUGCACCUUCAAAGAAAUAAAGUAGAAAAUUGCAUUUUUCUGGCAUUCUUUUUGUUUUGUAGAUUAUAAUGCUUUGUUUAUUGAUUAUAUAUUUUGUUUUAUUUACAACACUGACCACUGGGAAAGUUGCAACAUAUAUUUCUUAAUCUACAUGAUUUCACAGAAUAGGCUCAGAGACUAGAACAUAUAACUAUAUCUAAUAAUAUUUAAUAUAAAAUGUUUAUUGGCCUGAUCUUAUUGUUGUUGCAGAGGUCCAAAAUGCAAGCCAUGUAAGCCUCUUAGUAACAGCAAGUUUGUCAUGAAAUUGUCAUUUUAGCCAUGUAGAAGUAUACAAUCGAAUAGAACCAUGUUCUCUUAGCCUUUGGUGUGAAGCCUUUCAAGUGCAAAACUUGACAAUACAAUACACCAUAUAAUAAAUACAAAAAUGAGGACAGAUGGUGAAUUCAGACAUUGCAGGCAAUGCAGUAGUUACAACACAGGACUUUAAAUACAUGUCCUUGUAUGUGGUGUGUAAUGAGAAAAGUAUUAUCACCACUAGCUGCAUAUAUGUUAAAGAAGUUUAUUUUUAUUAGUUAUUAUUGGAUAUAAUGUAGUACAGUCCAUGUUGGAAAAUUCAGCUUGUUCUGACCAGCUAGCACAAUUUAAAAACACAAUUUAAGCCUUCCACAUUGUUAGACCAUAUUGUACCAGUUGUUAGACACAACAUGAAUGCUGGUUGUCAGGGAUUACUUGCAAACACAGAAGCAAUUAUUCUCCAAGAUGCUUAGAAAAACUUGUACUCUGUCACACUAAAUAUUAUUUUUUUUAGUGCUGUUUAUUGCUUUUUAUGUAGAAAAUGCUUUAUUGCUUUGCUUUUGAAGGCAUCUUUGUUUUACAGCAUUUGUGUGAUAUACACACACUAUAUAAUGCACCUGCUGUAUAUACAAUAUACAUAUAUUGCACUGCAUAUACUUUUUAUGUCAUUAAUCUUUGUGCUUGAUAUAAUAUGUACUCCGGAUAAUUCGUUUUUCUUUCAUAAAACUAUUGUUUUAUAUUUAAGAUUUUGCCUGGCCUUUAACAUUUGUUUAUUGUU